This is a messenger RNA of Staurois parvus, 378 nucleotides long. The record is from the annotation of a GenBank genome assembly. NCBI's taxonomy places the organism in Eukaryota, Metazoa, Chordata, Amphibia, Anura, Ranidae.
CAUCGCGGCGAUUGGGGACACAGCAGAUCACCGAUCAUGGAAAGAGCCAAAGAUGUUGGCUCGGUCAUGUGAUCAACUGUGUUCAAUCACAGCUGAUCACAUGGGACAUGUACACUGAUCAUCAGAGCACUGAUGCAGCGCCACCUGUCAGUGUCCAUCAGUGCCUUGUAUCAGUGCUCAUCAGUGCCUCGUGGCAGUGCCCAUCAGUGCCACAUCAAUGCCACAUAUCAGUGCCUACCCAUGCACAUCAAUGCCACAUAUCAGUGCAAAUCUGAGCUGCCUUUCAGUGUCACCCACAAUGCAGUCAGUGCCACCUAUCAGUGCUGCCAAUCAGUGCCACCUAUCAGUGCAAGUCAGUGCCAGUCAGUGCCUAUCAGU